UCAUGGGACGGAGACAGGCCUUGCAACUGGGUAGGAAUCCGUUGCGACACGUCUGGUAUUGUCACCAACAUAAGUCUGUCUCAUUAUAGGUUGAGAGGUACGCUUAAUAGUCUCAGAUUCUCUUCCUUUCCUCGCUUGAUUAAGCUUAUCCUUCGCAACAACUCGCUCUACGGGUCAGUUCCUUCCCAUAUAGGUAACCUUUCUAAACUCAUCAUCCUUGACUUGUCUUUAAAUAGCAUUUCUGGCAACAUACCACCAGAGGUUGGAAAAUUAGAAUCUCUCACUAGUUUAGAUUUGACAUCUAAUUAUCUAACUGGUGCAAUACCAGCAUCUCUAGGCAAUUUAAGAAGCUUAUCUGCACUUUCCCUUGGGAAGAACAAUCUUUCUGGUCCCGUUCCUCCAGAAAUGAACAAUCUUACACAUUUGUCUUUUUUACAAAUAGGUUCUAAUAGAUUGUCUGGAAAUCUACCACAAGAUGUGUGCCUUGGUGGAUUGCUUUCGUAUUUUGGUGCGUUGGACAAUUAUUUCACGGGACCUAUCCCGAAAAGCUUGAAAAAUUGCAGCCGUUUGGUGAGACUCAGACUUGAGAGAAACCAACUUAAUGGAAACAUAUCUGAAGCUUUUGGCACACAUCCCCACUUGUACUACAUGGAUUUGAGUGAUAAUGAAUUGCAUGGUGAACUUUCAUGGAAAUGGGAGCAGUUUAGCAAUCUGACAACUUUCAGAAUUUCUGGAAACAAAAUAUCUGGAGAAAUACCAGCUGCUCUUGGAAAGGCACCUCGUCUACAAGCUCUUGACCUCUCAUCAAAUCAACUAGUUGGGAGAAUUCCAAAAGAAUUGGGAAAUUUAAAGUUGAUUAUACUUGAACUCAACGAUAACAAACUUUCAGGUGAUAUUACAUUCGAUGUCGCAUCGCUAUCUAAUCUCGAAAGGCUUGGCCUGGCCGCGAACAAUUUUAGUGCAUCGAUUCUUAAACAGCUUAGCAAGUGCUCAAGACUGAUAUUCUUGAAUAUAAGCAAGAAUAGAUUCACAGGGAUUAUUCCUGCUGAGACGGGGUCUUUGCAGUCUCUUCAAAGUCUUGAUCUCAGUUGGAAUUCCCUGAUGGGAGAUAUAACGCCGGAGCUUGGACAGCUGCAGCGGCUAGAGGUUUUAAACCUCUCCCAUAAUAUGCUAUCUGGUCUCAUUCCAACCAGUUUUAGUAAACUGCAAAGCCUCACUAAAGUGGAUGUGUCCUAUAACAAGUUAGAGGGUCCCAUUCCUGACAUCAAAGCCUUUCGUGAGGCACCAUUUGAAGCAAUUCGUAACAACACCAACCUGUGUGGCAAUGCUACUGGUUUGGAGGCUUGUGCAGCUCUCAUGAAAAACAAGACUGUGCACAAGAAGGGCCCCAAAGUUGUCGUUUUUACUGUAUUUUCUCUGCUGGGUGGUUUGUUGGGCCUGAUGGUAUGUUUUCUUAUCUUUUUCCAAAGAAGAAGAAAUAAAAGGUUAAUGGAAACACCACAAAGAGAUGUUCCCGCGAGAUGGUGCCCUGGUGGGGAACUGCGCUACGAGGACAUCAUUGAGGCUACCGAGGAAUUCAACUCCAAAUAUUGCAUUGGUACAGGAGGGUAUGGAGUAGUUUACAAAGCUGUACUUCCAUCAGAACAGGUCCUUGCCGUGAAGAAGUUCCACCAAACAGCAGAAGUUGAGAUGACCACCUUGAAAGCUUUUAGAAGCGAGAUUGAUGUCUUAAUGUGUAUACGGCAUCGAAACAUUGUGAAGCUGUAUGGUUUCUGCUCGCAUGCCAAACAUUCAUUUUUGGUAUAUGAAUUUGUGGAAAGGGGAAGUUUAAGAAAGGUACUGAACGACGAGGAACAAGCAGCAAAGAUGGAUUGGGAUAAAAGGAUAAACCUUAUCAAAGGCGUUGCAAAUGCUUUAUCCUACAUGCACCAUGACUGCUCUCCUUCGAUUAUUCAUAGAGACAUUUCCAGCAACAAUGUUCUUUUGGAUUCAGAAUAUGAGGCUCAUGUCUCUGACUUCGGCACCGCUAGGCUCUUAAUGCCUGACUCAUCCAAUUGGACAUCAUUUGCUGGCACCUUUGGGUACACAGCUCCAGAGCUGGCAUACACAAUGAAAGUGGAUGAAAAAUGUGAUGUCUAUAGCUUUGGAGUUGUAACAUUGGAAGUAAUGAUGGGAAAGCAUCCUGGCGAUUUCAUCUCAUCUCUGAUGUUCUCUGCUUCCACCUCCUCAUCAUCACCAAUCUGUCACAAUACACUCCUGAAGGACGUCUUAGACCAGCGCCUCCCGCCUCCUGAAAUCAAACCUGCGAAAGGUAUGGCACAUGUUGCAAAACUAGCAUUUGCUUGCUUGCAGACCGAUCCCCAUCAUCGGCCAACAAUGCGACAAGUUUCUACAGAGCUUACAUCUCGUUGGCCUCCAUUGCCGAAGCUAUUCAGCACGAUGGAAUUGGAAGAUAUACAGGUUCACAGAAAUGUUAUUGGCUGAAUUUUUACAGUAUACCUGGCCAUCUUGUGAAAAACAACUUGUCAAGUCAUCGCCAAUGGCUUAGCUGGCAAUAGCGUCCCCCUCCCCUCAAGAGGAGUUAUUGUCUGUGUUAGAUAUUCCGCCAAA
Molecule: messenger RNA, 2610 nt
Organism: Populus euphratica (Euphrates poplar)
Lineage: Eukaryota; Viridiplantae; Streptophyta; Magnoliopsida; Malpighiales; Salicaceae
Product: probable LRR receptor-like serine/threonine-protein kinase At4g08850
Exons: 3
Coding region: 406-2484 (692 amino acids)
Biological process (GO): protein phosphorylation
Molecular function (GO): protein binding; protein kinase activity; ATP binding
Source: RefSeq, a predicted model, not a curated record